ACAAAUCAAUAGCACUGCGUUUUACCAGACUCUCUAUUCGGCGUAGCUUGCGGAGGCAAUACGAGUCUGGUUGAACGAGACUAUAUAACAAGGUGUCUGAUAAAAUCACAACAUCUCUACUCUGUAUGAGCCGGCCAAGCCAUUCCCGUCAAGGUACAUUACCCCCACUAACAAACACUGGAGGUCAAAGGGCAUGACUAUCCUACCUUAAAGUAAGGCAGACAAAACGCUGAGAAGCCGGAAGAGUAUGUAGAAGUGAAUUCUUCUUUCAUACACACGAGAUCAAGCAACAAGAAAUAAAAAGAUAUUUCAUACAAGGAUUGAAGUUUGUUGUAGCUGUCGAGAAAUAUUUGAUUGUUACACACCUCAAGAUGAAAAAGAAACACAAGAAGGACAAGAAAGAAAAGAAGGAAAAGAAAAAAGACAAAAAGAGCAAAGAAAAUGGAUAUUCAAAAGACGAUUUGUAUCUGUUUGAGCUUAGUGACGCUCAGAGUGCAAGUACUCCCAACAUCAAAAAUCUGCCAGAAGAGAGUGUUCCUCUUCGUCCAUCCCACCGCUCAAAAAGUCUCGACGAGCUCAGGGAUGAGGCACAAGAAAUAACAGACAUUAUGAUGGACAAUAUGGUUAAAAUCAGAGAUAGAGAAGGAAAACUCGACGAUCUCUGUGAGAAAGCGGAGAGCCUUAACGCAUCGACGGAGAUGUUCCAGAGGACCUCGGUGCGUAUACGAAGAAAACAAUGGUGGAAAAAUAAGAAAAUGACAAUAUUAUUGAUAGUUGUUGGUGCAUGCUUUUUGAUUCUGUUUACUGUUAUUAUAACACUUAGUGCCUCAGGCAAUAUCUAACCAUCUUUUCAAAUGCACUGGUAUAGUGUACCUCGCACAUUAAUAUGUUCAUAUGUUUGUAUUGGACAUAAUCAUACAAGUAAUACGUAAUGCAUGAGUCUAAUAAACACCUGUAUAUGUGUAACCCUGGUAAAUACUAGCCGCAAUAUAUCGCUCGGUAUAGAGAACUUCUCUUUAGCUCGAUCGGUUGAGCGUUAG
Molecule: messenger RNA, 1040 nt
Organism: Mizuhopecten yessoensis (Yesso scallop)
Lineage: Eukaryota; Metazoa; Mollusca; Bivalvia; Pectinida; Pectinidae
Product: vesicle-associated membrane protein 3-like
Exons: 3
Coding region: 372-842 (156 amino acids)
Biological process (GO): vesicle-mediated transport; vesicle fusion
Cellular component (GO): SNARE complex; plasma membrane
Molecular function (GO): syntaxin binding; SNAP receptor activity
Source: RefSeq, a predicted model, not a curated record